This is a messenger RNA of Seriola aureovittata, 2795 nucleotides long. RefSeq names its product zinc finger protein 629. Bases 211 to 2154 code for a protein of 647 amino acids. Gene Ontology annotation, cellular component: nucleus. The transcript has 8 exons. NCBI's taxonomy places the organism in Eukaryota, Metazoa, Chordata, Actinopteri, Carangiformes, Carangidae. The record is from RefSeq and is a predicted model, not a curated record.
GAUGCGACGUCACAUGUUUGCGGUCGGAGCUUGUGGGCAGAGAAGAAGCUACUUUAGCUUAGCUAAAGUCUUUUACCUGCUCAGCAUUGAAACACGUCAAAUCUCUGCUGUCGUAGUAAUGGUCUGAGCAAACCUCCUCCUAACCCACCGGAGGACUAACAGCGUGUUUCCACCGACGGAGCGGCCAGCGACCCACCGACUGGAGGAAGGAUGUCCAGCCGCCUAGCCUUUCAGACCCAGCUGGCCUCCAUCAUGGAGGUCCUGGCUAACGCCGCGGUGGCGGAGAUCUGUAAGCUGGUGGACGAUGAAUACGCCGUGGUGAGUUUACAGAUGUCCCAGUGCCAGAGAGAGAACAAAGCCCUGAAGAGAAAGCUGCAUCUGCUGGAGCUGAAGAUGGCCCGGGGAAACGCCGAGAGGAGGCUCCGGGAGAGCGCCAUGAACAGCAGCCGGCCGAGAGUCCAGAUACACCCGGGAGACAGAGUCCGGGAGUCCUUUCCAUCCACCAGUGCUGUGUUUGAGCGACAGAUGGCCGUGGCUCUGUGGUCAGGCAGAGCUGCUGCAGGUGGUGCAACUGGCCAGCCGGUCCACUCUGACAGCAUCCACAGUAAGUCUCCAGAUGUGGAGCUGGUGGAACCAGAGGCACUGCUGGUGAAGGAGGAGAAGGUGGAGGCAAACAUGUCCCGAGCUGAAGAGACAGAGGAGGACGUGCCCCUUAUAGGAGAUGAUGGAGUGCUGGAGUGUGUCCCUCGUGGAGCUGCAGGACAGAGACUCAGCCCUGAACAGCAGGACAUCCAAUCCCAGAGCCAGUCUCAGACCCAGAUCCAGAUGCAGAACAGCAGGCGUACUGGCAACAGCAGAGGAGCGGAGGACGCGGAGCCAGAAGUGGUGCUGGUGAAGAUGGAGGAGGUGGAGCUGGUGACAGGACCUCAGAGCCAGGCAAGCCUCAGCAUACAGGAGGGGCUGGUGGAGUCCAGUACAGACAACUACAGAGGAGCGCUGCCAUUCGACGAGACCGCACAGGCUUCCACCAAUCAGCUGUCUGACCUGCAGGAGGCUGGGGGGGGAUUCUCAGAGUGUGCAGCCCCUCAGUCGACCCCGAUGAUAUCGGAAGACUCCAUUGGUGUCGUGUCCGUCCAGCUCAGGGUACCAGACACCAACACACCAGCCAAUCCCAACACACCACCACCUCCACCACCGCAGAGAUCCAGCAACACUCUCUCCUCUAAAUACUCUCUGUUUGAACUGGAUACAUUCUUAAGCCGCUGGGCCACUGAUAGUGACCCCGUCCCCACCCCCGGUGGCCCCUCAUGUCCUUUCACUGCCGAUGACACACCAGAGUGUGACCAGGACAGAGUUAUCAUUGUAGAGGAAGAACCAUCAGUCUCCUCAGCAGUGAGGAUAAGUGGAGGGCAGAGUUUGUCAGCUGGCCGCUCCUCAGGUGACAUCCAGCCGACUGCGUCACAAGCAGGAGGGAUUUCUGUGUCCACACCUCUGAGGAUGCAGGCUCCUUCCUCUCAGCGUCCGUGGAGCAGAACUAUAACCACCAACAGACGAGCACAGUCUCAGCUGCUGCAGCAGCCUCGCAGCAGCAGCAGCUCUGAGCAGCAGGAGACUGUCCCUCUGUCCUCAAGCAGAGCUGCUGUCACUAACACCAACAGUGGGGAUGAAACAAGUGUCUCUGGUAUCAGCUCCACCUGCAGGACUAUGAGCUCCACCGUGGCUCCACAGGCAGCUCUGCCUCUCAGGGGAUCCACUGCGGUGUUGGCCAGCAUCGAGGCAGCCAUCGCUGCGCAGCGUCGAGCUGGCCUCCUGGCCUGCCACAGUAAAAGCCAGGCUGCUGGCGUUGCGCCGGCUGAGCGCCGCAGGAAGAGCUACGUCUGCCGAGCCUGCGGCAAGGCCUUCUCUGGCCUGUCCAACCUGGAGGCCCACGAGCGAGUCCACACGGGGGAGAAACCUUUCCGCUGCAACACUUGCGGGAAGCACUUUUCCGAGGCCGGGAACCUGAAGAAGCACCAGAGGGUUCACACUGGGGAGAAACCCUUCAGCUGUGACCAGUGUGGGAAGAAGUUCGCUUGGAUCUGCAACCUGAGGACGCACCAGCAGUCUGCCACAGGCUGCGGACCACAGGACAGGGGGGGGGGGGGACUGGCCUGAUCACACACAGUUUACUGUGUGGGACUGGAUGCUAACGCUAGGAGUGUGUCAUUCACACAUACAGGCACCUUCAGAGUUACACAGCAGCAAUACUUCACACUCUUCUUCAUGAUGAUCAAACACUGUACCACUAUUAAUCACAAAAUCAGUGUUUUCAUGUUUUAGUUCAUUAGCUACAAACCAUGUGUACUAACAUUACUACUGACCAUUUACCAGAGGAGCUCAUGUCGCUCUGAUGCAGCAGACACUGUUUUUAGUUAAUGAAGCUUGAUUUUAACGUAGAUUUUCAUACUUUACAGAAAUAAAUAGAGACUAAUAAUAAUAAACGGCUGCCUGGAUGUCAGAGAAAGUUAUUAAAAGUCCCACCAGCUCGAAACCAACAAUACCAGGAAGUAGCUUUUACAGAUUAUGGGACAUGUGGUCUUAUUUUGAGCCAAUAAUCAUUCCACAGUUAUCACAUUGUAUUCAACAGUAUAGUCGCUGAUUCAAGGUGCUACUUCAGGAUAAUAUUUGUUAUCUACAAUCUUCUGACAUUCCACCACAAGCCUGGUUUUGGAACCACUGGAUGAAAUAAUCUUUUUUAUUGUGAACAUAUAAACUGUGUUUUGUUAAUAUCCUAAAUAAACAUUUAAUGAGGCACA